Messenger RNA from Scheffersomyces coipomensis, 2620 nucleotides. RefSeq names its product chaperone ATPase (gene HSP78). Gene Ontology annotation, molecular function: ATP hydrolysis activity; ATP binding. Lineage: Eukaryota; Fungi; Ascomycota; Pichiomycetes; Serinales; Debaryomycetaceae. Gene Ontology annotation, biological process: protein unfolding; cellular response to heat; protein refolding. The record is from RefSeq and is a predicted model, not a curated record. Bases 147 to 2519 code for a protein of 790 amino acids. The transcript has a single exon. Gene Ontology annotation, cellular component: mitochondrial matrix; cytoplasm.
CCUGUAUGUAAUCGAUAUGGGUUCCAGAAAAUUCUCGAAUGUUUAAAUUUGCGCUUAAAUGAUCUCGUUAUAUAUAUAUAAACCAUAUAUCAUCAAAUGAUUUCAAUUGUUAUCUAUAUGAUUUCUUUUAAGUCUACAAGUUGAAGAUGUUACGUGCAAAUGUACAAAAGAAUGUUAUAAGGUCAAUGCCUUCCAGAUUGGUUAAACCUCUGGUGGCAACUUAUAAUAAUAUCUCUCAAAUGAUACCUCGAAAUAUUGCCAACAUCAGUCCGAUUACUACUCCACUUCCAUCUAUGAAGGUAAUGGGUUUCAAUACAUUUCAAACAAGAUCAUUCCAUUCAUCCUUCCCCAAACAUAUGCAAAUGAGUAUGAACAAGGAAGAACAAGAUAAUAGACCUGCUUUGGAAAAAUUUGGAAGUGAUCUCACUCAAUUAGCUAAAGAUGGGAAAUUAGAUCCUGUAAUUGGGAGAGAUGAAGAGAUUCGUCGUACGAUUCAAAUCUUAUCAAGAAGAACGAAGAAUAAUCCCGUAUUGAUUGGUAAUGCCGGGACAGGGAAAACCGCUAUUAUGGAAGGAUUGGCCCAGCGAAUUCUAAAAGGUGAAGUACCAGAUUCAAUGAAAGAUAAGCAAAUCAUAACGUUAGAUCUUGCUGGUAUUAUUUCAGGAUCAAAAUAUAGGGGUGAUUUCGAAAGUAAAUUAAAAUCAAUCUUGAAAGAAGUUGAAGAAAAACAAGGGAAAGUGAUUCUUUUCAUUGAUGAAUUACAUUUACUUAUGGGAUUAGGUAAAGCUGAAGGAUCAAUUGAUGCAUCAAAUCUUUUAAAACCAGCAUUAGCAAGAGGGAAAUUAUCCCUUUGUGGAGCCACAACUAUCGAAGAAUAUAGAAAAUAUGUUGAAAAGGAUGCAGCCCUUGCAAGAAGAUUUUCUCCCGUUCAAGUUAAUGAACCUACUGUUGAAGAUACUAUUUCCAUCUUACGUGGUUUGAAAGAAAAAUAUGAAGUUCAUCAUGGUGUACGUAUAACAGAUGGAGCUUUAGUUACCGCUGCUUUGUAUUCUAGUAGAUAUAUUACUGAUAGAUUCCUUCCUGAUAAAGCUAUUGAUUUAGUUGAUGAAGCAAGUUCAACCUUAAGAUUACAACAUGAAUCAAAACCAGAUGCCAUUGCUCAAUUGGAUCGUCAAAUCAUGACCAUUGAGAUUGAAUUAGAAUCUUUGAGAAAGGAAGAAGAUCAAUUAUCGAAAGAUCGUAGAAAUAAAUUGGAAGAAGAACUUAAAGUUAAAAGAUCAGAAUUACAAGAAUUCAUGGAACAAUGGAUGGCUGAAAAGAAAUUAAUCGAUGAAGUAAAAACUGCCAAAUCAGAAUUAGAACAAUCAAGAUUUGAUUUAGAACAAUAUCAAAGAGAAGGGAAAUAUGCCAAAGCUUCUGAAUUACAAUAUGCUACUAUUCCAGAACUUGAAAAGAAAUUAAAGGAAUUAACCGAAAGAGAAUCUCAAAAUAAUGCCAACCUUCUACAUGAUUCUGUUACUUCAGAUGAUAUUGCAAAUGUCAUAUCUAAAAUGACAGGUAUCCCAGUUAAUAAUCUUUUAAAGGGUGAAAAGGAUAAAUUAUUAGAUAUGGAAGUGAUUUUGAAACAACUGGUAAUUGGACAAGAUUCUGCUAUUCAUGCUGUAUCCGAUGCAGUUAGAUUACAAAGAGCAGGUUUAACUAGUGAAAAGAGACCUAUUGCUUCGUUCAUAUUCUUAGGUCCAAGUGGGGUGGGUAAGACUGAGUUGACUAAAUCACUUGCAGAAUUUCUUUUCAAUGAUUCAAACUCAGUGAUAAGAUUUGAUAUGUCUGAAUUUCAAGAAAAACAUUCUUUCUCAAGAUUGAUUGGAUCUCCACCAGGUUAUGUUGGUUAUGAAGAAAGUGGUGAAUUGACAGAAGCAGUAAGGAGAAAGCCAUAUUCAGUCAUUCUUUUUGAUGAAUUCGAAAAGGCUCAUAAAGAUAUUUCCAAACUUUUAUUACAAGUAUUAGAUGAAGGAUCGUUAACUGAUUCCCAUGGAAAACAUAUUGAUUUCAGAAACACAAUCAUAGUGAUGACAUCCAAUAUUGGACAAGAAUUCUUAUUAGCUGAUAAAGAAGCAACUGAUGAUGGACAUAUCAAUCCUGUGGUUAAGAAUGAAAUCAUGGAGUUAUUGAGACAUAAUUAUCCACCAGAAUUUUUAAAUCGUCUAGAUGAUGUACUUAUAUUCAAUAGACUCUCUAAGGAAUCAUUAAAGAAUAUUUUGGAAAUACGGUUAAGAGAAAUUUCAGAUAGGUUAAGUGAUAAGAGAAUUACAUUGUCAUUAUCAGAUGAAGUAAAGGAAAAAUUAUGUAGUCUUGGAUAUGAUCCUAUAUACGGGGCCAGACCAUUAAAUAGGGUCCUUCAAAAACAAUUAUUAAAUCCUUUGGCAAUGAUGAUGAUCAAGGGCCAAGUUAAGGAGAAUGAAAAAGUUCAUGUUGAAUUAGCAAACGAUGCUGUUGUGGUAAAAGCAAAUCAUGAAUGAAAAAAUGAGUUUUUAAAAAAAACAUUAUAUAUUUAUUAGUUACUUGUAAAUAGUUUAUUCAAUUAUAUGAGAAAGUUAUCUAUUUUAUUUUAUUAUAUUAU